This is a messenger RNA of Somion occarium, 1414 nucleotides long. The record is from the annotation of a GenBank genome assembly. NCBI's taxonomy places the organism in Eukaryota, Fungi, Basidiomycota, Agaricomycetes, Polyporales, Cerrenaceae.
GCUGUUUCCCUAUUGAGCACUCAGUCACCGCGAUCGAUCUGCCUGAGGAGCAUGCAUAUGCGCAGUCAGCUUGGCCUUUCGACUGCACCCUUUUACGCCAGUACCAAACCAUGUCAUUCAUCCAACCUCGCAAAUGUAUCCUUACGAAGGAGCAACUCGCUCACUUUCAGCAGUCAAAGACCCACGAUGAUAUUCUAUCCUUUGUUCAAAACCUCAAUGACACAGUAGUAGGUGUCAAGCUGACAGAUGAAUGUACUAUGUCUCCAGGAGUGCAAGCGAUUCUGAGUGUGCUAGACCGAGUUGAGGCAGUGGCACAAGAUACACCUCCUAUAGACAACAAAGCUUCAAGAUUCGGCAAUCCAGCCUUCCGCACAUUCUAUGAUAAGGUUGCGGAGGUUGCACCUGCCCUGCAUGAGACACUUCCAAGCUUGCCGAAGGAGGCAAUAGAGGAACUAUCUGUGUACUUCCGCGAGUGUUGGGGAAAUAAGUCCCGGAUUGACUACGGAAGCGGAAUGGAACUUAACUUCCUCUGUUGGUUGAUCUGCUUAGAGAAACUCGGUGUGGUCCAAAGCAGUGAUCAUGUCGCGUUGGUCAUACGUGUCUUUUGGAGAUAUGUCGAGGUAAUGCGAGUGCUCCAAUCAACCUAUUGGUUGGAGCCGGCAGGUUCGCACGGAGUAUGGGGCUUAGACGAUUAUCACUUUCUGCCGUUCCUAUUUGGUUCUGCUCAAUUGAAAGGACAUAAGCAUUUGAAGCCGAAGUCAAUACACGAUGCGGAAAUAGUCGACGAAUUCGCGAAAGAUUACAUGUAUUUUGGCUGCAUCAAGUUCAUCAACUCGAUCAAGACUGCUUCACUCAGAUGGCAUUCUCCAAUGUUGGACGACAUUUCUGCUGUGAAAACAUGGGAUAAGGUGAACGAAGGCAUGAUCAAGAUGUACCGCGCAGAGGUUUUAGGCAAACUCCCCGUCAUUCAACAUUUUCUCUUUGGCUCCAUCCUUCCCUGGGACGGUCCUAUGCCAUCGCCCCCGUCUGAAGAGGAUUACGUGCAUAAAGACCACGCACACAUCGCCGAACCGGGUGAAAGGAACCUCGGUUGGGGCAGUUGUUGUGGCAUUCCUGUACCCUCAGUCUUUGGUGCCGCUCAGGCUGAAGGCAAAGUGUUAGGAGCAGGGCUAGCAGGGCCAGGUAUUCGACCUGUGCCCUUUGAUUGAGGACGGCAUACUGAGGUAUCAUAGCCUCCGUCGACGUCGAAACAUAUACGGGAAUCUCGGGAUUCGCACACCCAUGUACAUUAUCAUUUGUAUCCACUUGUAGGGCACGCUAGUGACACAUUGUAACUCCGCUUAUGAUAGCAAAAGCGAAUAUAAAGCUUGUAAGCACUCAUUUGAAUUGAAGUAAACAAAGAGUAAACAAACCA